CGCGAACAAACCAACUGCGCAGACAACGCCGACUUUCGAAAAGGACCCAUAACGACCCAAAAUUCUACUUCGUUCUUCGACGGUCACGCAAAGUCAAACCGAAAUCCAUUCGCAGCAAAGACGCGUAGAGAAAAUUCCCACACAACUCCCCAACUCCCCGCGCCCCGCAGCGCCCCAACCGCAACCAUGUCGUUGACAAACUGCCGCUUCUAUGAAGAGAAGUAUCCGGACAUAGAUAGCUUCGUGAUGGUAAAUGUGAAGCAGAUCGCCGAGAUGGGAGCAUAUGUCAAGCUUCUUGAAUAUGACAACAUCGAUGGCAUGAUCCUCCUCUCCGAAUUGUCAAGACGUCGUAUCCGAAGUAUCCAAAAGCUUAUUCGAGUGGGACGCAAUGAAGUAGUAGUUGUGCUCAGAGUUGACAAGGAGAAAGGUUAUAUCGAUCUGUCAAAGCGAAGAGUCUCACCAGAAGACAUUAUCAAGUGCGAGGAAAGAUACAACAAGGGCAAGAUGGUUCACUCGAUCAUGCGACACGUUGCCGAAAAGACUCAACAUCCAAUCGAAGAUCUGUACGAGAGCAUCGGAUGGCCUUUGAACAAGAAAUAUGGACAUGCGGUUGAUGCGUUCAAGCUGUCUAUAACCAAUCCAGAUGUGUGGCAAGAGGUUAAAUUUCCAAAUGACGUUGUCGCCGACGAGCUGAAGUCCUAUAUCGGAAAGCGCCUCACGCCCCAACCUACAAAGGUCCGAGCAGAUGUUGAGGUUACAUGCUUUGGAUAUGAGGGUAUCGACGCAGUCAAGACAGCUCUCCGAACCGCUGAGGCCAGAAACACACCAGACAACCAAGUCAAGGUCAAACUUGUCUCACCUCCCCUCUAUGUUCUUACAAGCACUUGUCUAGAAAAGGCGGUUGGUAUCUCAACGCUGGAGGCAGCAAUUGUCGAUAUUCGAGCUAAUAUUGAGGGUGCUGGCGGUAAUUGUUUGGUCAAGAUGGAGCCAAAGGCUGUCACGGAGAACGAUGAUGCCGAGCUGCAGGCCUUGAUGGAGAAGCGUGAGAGAGAAAAUGCGGAAGUCAGCGGAGACGAGAGCAUGAGUGAGAGCGACGAGAACGCAGUGGAGGUGAUGUAGGCGGGUUUAGGGAUAUCAAAAGCACUGAGCGUGGCUUAACUUUGCAUUGCGGGCGCAUAGAGGGGCUUGCCAACAUGCCGUAGAUCUUGUUUGGUGAUUGUAUCAAAAGUACAUCGAAUCAGCAUGCGAUGAAUCUGAAUACAAAUUUGCAUUAACUGAAUGUCAUUUCGACUUUGGUGCCAUGCAAGGCUGUGUUUUUGACAAGGCUGACAAAUAAAAUGGCUUUGCCGAG
Molecule: messenger RNA, 1351 nt
Organism: Mollisia scopiformis
Lineage: Eukaryota; Fungi; Ascomycota; Leotiomycetes; Helotiales; Mollisiaceae
Exons: 4
Coding region: 187-1119 (310 amino acids)
Cellular component (GO): multi-eIF complex; eukaryotic translation initiation factor 2 complex; eukaryotic 48S preinitiation complex
Molecular function (GO): ribosome binding; translation initiation factor activity; RNA binding
Source: RefSeq, a predicted model, not a curated record